Messenger RNA from Drechmeria coniospora, 1173 nucleotides. RefSeq lists its product as uncharacterized. Lineage: Eukaryota; Fungi; Ascomycota; Sordariomycetes; Hypocreales; Ophiocordycipitaceae. The transcript has 4 exons. Bases 1 to 1173 code for a protein of 390 amino acids. The record is from RefSeq and is a predicted model, not a curated record.
AUGGCAGGCCGACCGGGCGAGAUGGAUCUCUCCGAUCUGUACUUUGGCGUCUUCAUUGGCAUCUUUCCAUUCACCCUCGCCAAGAUCGUCGACCAGACGACCGACAUCCUCAGGGGUACCAGGCGCGGUCUUCACAGUGCGUAUCUCUACAUGGUCUGGAUCGAGCUGGUCGUCAACUUGACUUUCGCCAUCAUCACCUUUCUGUACCUCAAUGACGCCAUUCCUGGCAGCCUCAUGUUUUAUCAUGGCUCCGUGCUCCUGUGGGCUAUUCAGACCCAACUGCUGUCCCAGAUCAUCGCCAACCGAGUUUCGCUCAUCAUGUUCAACAAGCGCAAGUCACGUUGGCUCAGGUUCGGCCUCUUCGUCUCCAUCGGCUUCGUCAACGUCGCCGUUUGGGUCAUCUGGACCCGCGCACACGUCGAGACGGCGACACCGACCGACAUCACCGUCAACAACUACUUCGAACGAGCGGAGAAGAUCUUCUUUCUUGUCGUCGAUCUAAGCCUCAACUUCUACUUCCUCUACCUCGUUAGAACGGGCUUGAUUUCCUACGGCCUAACAAAGUACUGGCGACUGUUUCGCUGGAAUGUUUUCAUGGUCUUUCUUUCCACCACCAUGGACGCCCUUCUGCUCGCCUUCCUGAGCCUACCCAAUCCAUAUCUAUAUGUUCAGUUUGCGCCCGUCGCAUACAUCGUCAAGCUUCAUAUUGAGCUCACCAUGGCUUCGCUCAUAGGCAAGGUGGUGCAGAGCGACAACAACGACCUGGACACGAGCUACGUCGACGAGUCGCGAAUCACUCGAACCGACAGCCACUCAAACUACGUUCCCUUCCCGAGCCGGAGUGGCGGCACGGCAGGAUCACGGAGAGCCAGUGCUCAAAGCCGCCUGGCCGGGAACCAGGGGGACGUGCAUGCGGGAGGCUCUAACCCGUACCUUCACCUGGGCAUGUGUCCCGAAGAAGACAGCGUUAGCAUCUCACGAGAGGACACAACAGCAGCCGUCGUGACGGAAAAUGACAUGGAGAGGGGCGAAGCCGGCUGCAACGAUGGCGGCGACAUUCCAGGGAGCCCGAAGGCGGAGACCAGUUCUGGGACGUGCAGGCCACCGACGACCGACACCAAGUCCGUCACGGGUCACUCCACGAAGGGUGAAGAAGGGGAGAAGGCCGAGUAG